AUGGCCGCCUUCCUUCUCAUCGCGAUCCUCGUCUACGUGAUGGCCUCGUUCAUGGCCGCUGCUGCGGGCACCAACGUGAACGCCAUCGUGACCCCAACAAACGUUAGCGUCCUGGGCGUUCCAGGGGUGUUCACAGCGCCCCCUGGGCCCAGCUGCGUCAGAAAGGACGCCGCACUCGCCGGCGUGGGCGCUUGUCCUGGUCCCCAGCCACGUCUUGCGUUCGGCUCGACGUGCCAGGCCCUCCCGAACACGACCCCUCUUGUCAUGGGCUGUGUGUCGGUGAAGACGCCAGCAGCCCCACGCGCGACGCCCACGAUGGCCGCAGCGACGACUCGACCACCUUUGCCGAUGUCGACCACUUCAAUGCCAUCCCAAACGACGAGACCUGUCCCCCCCACCACCAAAGGACCAACGACGUCGCCGUUGCAGUCAACCUCACCACGAGCGACCUUGAGUGUUGGAGUCACAUCGCCACCUCCAUCGACGCCAUCUCUUCGAACAACUGAAGAGAUCCACACAACGAAAAGUCCAAUGUAUUUGCAUUCCACGGUGAUCCCAUCCCCAACAAAAGCUCGUACCAAGCACAUUUGGUCGUGGGUGGUUGUGGGGGUAGUGGUGUGUGGUGUGGGGCUGAUGGGGUGCGGCAUUGCCAAGUGGCGUCGAAAUCAAACCACUUCGUUGCCCCCUGGGGAUGGACAUGCUGCUGACAUGUAUCACAUGGCGGCAACCCCCACAGAUAAUGUCCCAGUGCCGUGGCUUGACGUCCCUAACACGUGGCGCAAUGGCAUGGCCCCCAUGGACAGCAUAACAAAGUGGGAUGCUCGGGACGGGGAGGGGAGCGACGCCCUCGUGCUAACGCCUCGCGAAAAGAUCCCCUGCCUUGACACCAUCGGCAGCUACGAAGAUCAGCGGGGAUGUGGCAGCAUUUCGUCCAACAUCAGCAGUCCCCGACGAUCGUCGUCAGUCUGCAGCGACGUUGCCAGCGUUGAAACCGUCGGCAGCUCGGAAGAUCAAAGGGGGUGGGGUAGUGUGUCUUCGAACACCAGCAGCCCGCGAAGGUCAUCCUCCGUCGGCAGCGACGUCAGCAGCGAUGGCCAGAGGGGGUGGGGUAGUGAGUCUUCCAACACCAGCAGCCCCCGACGAUCUUCGUCUGUCGGAAGGGACGUCAGCGAUGACCAGCGGGGAUGGGGCAGUGCGUCUUCGAAGACCAGUAGCCCCCGAAGGUCAUCCUCCGUCGGCAGCGACGUCAGCGAUGGCCAGAGGUGGUGGGGUAGUGAGUCUUCCAACACCAGCAGCCCCCGAAGGUCAUCCUCUGUCGACAGCGACGUCACGGACAACUCAAGAUGGUCGUGAUGACUGCCUUGAACCUCUGGUACCAACUCCAACGCGACUCUUUUCUCCGUGCCACGAUGCCACGACCAUCCGUGACGUACGAUGUUGAAUUGAGUCGCGUU
Aphanomyces astaci is the source of this 1454-nucleotide messenger RNA. RefSeq lists its product as hypothetical. The record is from RefSeq and is a predicted model, not a curated record. The transcript has a single exon. Bases 1 to 1353 code for a protein of 450 amino acids. Lineage: Eukaryota; Oomycota; Saprolegniomycetes; Saprolegniales; Verrucalvaceae.